Molecule: messenger RNA, 1745 nt
Organism: Rosa rugosa (rugosa rose)
Lineage: Eukaryota; Viridiplantae; Streptophyta; Magnoliopsida; Rosales; Rosaceae
Product: G-type lectin S-receptor-like serine/threonine-protein kinase At1g61490
Exons: 10
Coding region: 1-1638 (545 amino acids)
Biological process (GO): protein phosphorylation
Molecular function (GO): protein kinase activity; ATP binding
Source: RefSeq, a predicted model, not a curated record
AUGGGACUGAGGAAGGAUACGAGGCAUGGUGGGAAGAAGUUUCUGUUAACUGCUGGAGGAAACAGCAUGAUGAGCUAUUCGCUGCCAUUUUCGGGGAACUGCGAUACCCCUACGCUGCCGACGUCGAUCUACUUGCUCGCGUCCCUGAAGACGCUGCACAAGUUCCUCCUCCUGCUGCCGAGCUGGCUUCGCGACCCGCGCGAGCCCCACGGAAACGCGCCAUCCUCUGGCAGUCGCACAGCCAACACUUCCCAUGCCACUGGCCAGUCUGGGAAACAAAAGGCAAUCGCCGCCCUCUCGGCUCGGAAACGCAAUCGCUCUGAUCCUCGAACUGACCUAUGGGCAGGAGAUGAACCAAUCGCCGACCGACUGAAUCCAAAUGCCUUCAACACUGAGGACGCUGUAGCUGAAGCUGUAGAGGCAGAAGCUGCUGAACCCGCUCUUAAUAUGGUUGAUUCAUUUGCAGGUGAAGGAAAGCCAAUUAAGUUGAUUGCCAUCCUUACAGCUAUUGGUUUAAUGAUUGUCUUGGUUGCCAUACUGUUCGGUUUGCACAAAUUGCGAGCUAACCAAAAGGGAUCGAUUCCAACUUCUAGGGAUAUUCUUCGAGAAUAUAUUGGGAAACAUGAUCCAUCAGAGCUAUUGAUCUAUGAUUUUGAUACCAUGUUAACUGCUACAGACAAUUUCAGCAUUACAAACAAACUCGGGCAAGGAGGCUUUGGUCCUGUUUAUAAGGGUAUACUACAAGACGGGAAGGAAAUAGCUGUAAAAAGACUAUCUAGUAGCUCAGGACAAGGCAUUGAAGAGUUCAAGAAUGAGAUGUUGUUGAUCUCCAAUCUUCAACACAAAAAUCUUGUUAGGAUGAUGGGUUGCUGCAUUAAAGAGGACGAGAAGUUACUGGUCUAUGAGUUCAUGCCAAACAAAAGCUUGGAUACGUUUCUAUUUGAUCCAAUGAGGAGAGGAGAGCUUGAUUGGGAUAGACGCUUUAAUAUUAUUCAGGGUGUUGCUAGAGGGCUUCUUUAUCUCCAUCAUGAUUCCUAUGUGAAGGUAAUACAUAGAGAUCUGAAAGUCAGCAACAUUCUCCUGGAUGAAAAAAUGAAACCAAAAAUUUCAGAUUUUGGAUUGGCACGCAUAGUUGAAGGAACACAAUGUAUAGAAAAUACACAGAAGGUUGUGGGAACACGUGGCUAUAUGUCUCCAGAGUAUGCCUUGGGUGGGAUAUUUUCUGAAAAAUCUGAUGUCUAUAGUUUCGGGGUUUUGGAAUUGGAGAUUAUUAGCGGCAAGAAGAAUAACAACUUUUUUUUAUAUGACCAACAACUAGGCUUUCUAGCCCAUGUAAGCAUGGAACUUCUGUAUGAAGGCAAGGGAUUGGAAUUGGUAGAUGAGGUAUUGGGUGAUUUAUAUUCCUCAUCAGAAGUAUUGAAAUGUGUGCACAUUGGGCUUCUUUGUGUACAGGAUAAUGUUGCGGAUAGGCCAACCAUGAAAGAUAUUGCUUUAAUGCUAAGUAACGAGAAAGAUGGUCCACAACCUAAGAGGCCUGAAUUCACUGUGCAAAACUCAUUUUCUCAUCCUCAACCGCAGUAUGAACAUACUAAUUCCUCCAUAAAUGAAGCUACUAUUACAAUGAUUGAAGGACGAUGAGUGACAGCACAUUGUUGCAUCAAAAUGCAAUGAUGUUUGGUCAUUCUGAAGGUUUUCCUUGAACUCCUUUUCUCUAGUGAGAGUAUAUGGAGGUUCCUAGAGAUAGA